Molecule: messenger RNA, 1182 nt
Organism: Insectozyma verbasci
Lineage: Eukaryota; Fungi; Ascomycota; Pichiomycetes; Serinales; Debaryomycetaceae
Source: the annotation of a GenBank genome assembly
AUGUCAGAAACUGAAGUUGAACCACCACGUAAAAGACAAAGAAUCAGAAGAGAGAUUAAAUUUACAUCAAAAUAUGAAGAUGAAAAAGUGGAGAAAACAAAGCCAACAAUUGAAACUGAGGUGUCAGAGGAAACUACCAUAGUUGGUUUUAAUAAGAGAAAUCAGAGUAUCUUAUCCGUUAUACAUCUUGAAAAACCAUUGACUAUUCAAGAUGAAUUCCCAAUACCUGAAAUUAAUGAAAAUGAAAUUUUAGUAUUUAAUAAAGCAAUUGGCUUAAAUCCUAUUGAUUGGAAAGGUAAGAAAUAUGGAUUUGGGAUAUAUCAUUUUCCAUGGAUAAAUGGUAGAGAAUCAAGUGGUAGAGUUGUCAAAAUUGGUUCGAAGGUUAAAAAUUUCAAAAUUGAUGAUGAUGUAAUUAUAAGUUCGACUAGCUAUAGAGAUAAUAGAACAUCAACAUUUCAACAGUAUACAGCUAUUGAUUCAAGGCUAGUUUGGAAAUUACCAAAGAAAUUUUCAUAUGAAGAUGGUGCCACCAUUGGUGUAGGUUUAGUUACUGCUGGUAUUUUAUUUUAUAAUUCUUUUAAUUUUGAAUUAUCGAAGAAACCAAAGACUAUAGAUGGAACCAUUGUAAUUUGGGGUGGUUCAACUAUUGUAGGAAUCUACAUAACUCAACUUGCAAAAAUCUAUGGAUUGACAGUUAUAAGUAUAGCAAGUACAACUCAUGCUGAAUAUUUACAAAAAAUUGGUGUUGAUCAUUUAAUUAAUAGACAUCUAACAGAAGAUGAAAUAGUUGAUAAAGUCAAAGAAGUAGCUCCGAAUGGUAUAAAUUAUGGUAUUGAUUGUGUGUCAAAGCAAACAUCAUCUAUAGUACUAAAAUUAUUAGCUUUAAAUUCAAAGAAGUUAAAUGAGAGCUUGAAACCUCAAUUCUCAGGUAUUGUUGGAGUUCCAAAAGAAAAUACACCGGAGACGGUUACCAUAAGAGAAGUUGUUAUAAAGAAAUUUCAUGAAGAUAUAUCAUUUGGUAAGAAAUUUAUAGAUGUCACAUCUUCAUUUUUGGAAUCCGAGAAAAUAAAACCAGCAAGAUACAAACAAUAUAAAGGUGGCCUACGCAUAAUAGAUGAUGCUUUGAAAGAUUUAGAAGUUAAGGGUGCAAAUGGUGAAAAGUAUGUAGUUAGUAUAGUGUGA